CACCUCACCCCUUCCUCAUCUCCAUCGAGAAACGUCACGAAACCCUAAUUUCCUCCCCUGCAACCUCCUCCUCCUCCUCCCCCUCCUCCCCUCCCGCUCCCCUCUGCAAUCUCCGCCGCCGCGCUCGGCUCCUCCGCCGCCGUCGCCGUCGCCGUCGCCGCCUCCGCCUCCGCCGCGGGCCUUCCCGUGCGGAAUUGCGCUCCCGCAAUCCCUGCGGCACCGCGCGGGGAAGCACCUCCUCUCCUCCUCUUCCCCUUCCUUUUCCGGCGGCCCCCACCGACCUCCGAUUCUCCCCGUCGCCGCGCUUCCCUAUUUCCGUCGCGCGAAUCGAUUCCAAUCCGCAGCUCGAACAAGCUGUUUUUUUUUUUUUUUUAGACAUCGGUUUUCCGUUUUCGGUUUUGCGUUUUGCGUUUUGCGUUUUGCGUUUCCGUGUUCGUUUUGACAGGGUUGGUAACCUGUAUAAAAAUUCGUCGAAAAAAUUCAACAAUCCUAAAAAUUUUGUAAAGUCAUUUGCUGGAUACAUCCUUCGUUCCUCUACCUUCGCCGGAGCUCGGAUUGAUCGAUAACCCCCGAUCGCCCCUGCGUAGUUCCAGCCGAUUCUUUUCCUUCGGACAGAUCGCCGCGUCUGAAAGCUCCGUGGGAAAAAUCGUCUGGGAAAUCCUUCGAUUUCGGCAUCUGUGCUCGUGGGUCUCGAAUCGAUACGGCGAGCGUUACCAUGGUUGGUGGAGGUGGCAGGAGGGACGAGGGAUCCCUGGUGAUCAACAACACCAACGUGUUUGCUGCGCUCGAGACGUUGAGGAAGAAGAAGAAGUCGGAUAAGGAUAAGGGGUCGAAGAGCGGCAAAGGGUCGUCGAAAUCGGGUGCCCAGUCGCAGGCCAAGGAGCCCGAGCCCCAGGUUUUCUGGGCCCCGACGCCGUUGAAGGAGAAAUCUUGGGCAGAUGUUGAUGACGAUGAUGAUGAUGAUUACUAUGCAACCACCGCCCCGCCUCCUGCAGUGUGGGAAAGACGCCCCAGACCGAGGAGCAGCAGCCCGCCAAUGCAGAGGAUACAGAGAGUGAGGAUGAUAUUCUUUGAUGAAGGGGAUGAUGAUUUGGAGGAAGAACAUGAGCAUGAACAAGAUGUUCCAGUACACCCAGAGCCAAUUGCAAUAAAGCCUGCUGAAGUUCCUGCUGUCAAAGAGACGGAGAGACAGCUCUCCAAAAAAGAAAGGAAGAAGAAGGAGCUUGCAGAACUUGAAGCACUUUUGGCUGAUUUUGGUGUUGCACCGAAAGAGGACAAUGGCCAAGAUGAGCCACGCGAUAAGAAAGAUGCGGAGCCUGAUGGUGAGGGUGAAAAGAAGGAAAGUGCUCCUGGAGAGUCGAGUGCCAAGAAGAAGAAGAAGAAGGACAAGUCUUCCAAGGAGAUGAAAGAGCUCCAAGAUCAGCCCAACAGUACAGAUGCCGUGAACGAACCAGAAACUGGAGCUGAACAGGUUGGUGAAGAUGGAUCAUCUGUUGACAUGAAAGAGCGGCUAAAGAAGAUGGCCUCAAUGAAGAAGAAGAAAUCCUCCAAAGAGAUGGAUGCUGCUGCAAAAGCUGCUGCUCAAGAGGCUGCCGCUAGGAGUGCAAGGCUCGCGGCAGCAAAGAAAAAGGAGAAAAACCAUUACAACCAGCAGCCAGUACGGUAAAGGACCGACUGUCAUUUGGCAUCUGCGUCUUAAACAUGUACUUUGUGCUGUUCAUAUGGCAAAUGGGAAUAAUCUUUUGGGCCUUGUGGCUCUGAUGUCUGAGGUGACCUUUAGUUGUAUUUGCUGUGAACUAGAAGAUUUUUCUUUUUUGAAUCUUGGAUUUGUUGUGGCUCCAUUGCCGUGGCCACAAACAUUUUGCCAGUUUUGCUUAUAUGAUUUAAAUUCAUCCUUGGGUGAGUGAUA
This is a messenger RNA of Eucalyptus grandis, 1909 nucleotides long. RefSeq names its product DNA ligase 1. The record is from RefSeq and is a predicted model, not a curated record. NCBI's taxonomy places the organism in Eukaryota, Viridiplantae, Streptophyta, Magnoliopsida, Myrtales, Myrtaceae.